CUUGCGCGCAAAUCAACAGUCGUAAUUUUAUGGUAAUUAUUUUGUUUGUCAGUGCAAACUCUUAACUAACCAGAAGAAAGAUUACCUUUUGGGACUGAAGUAUUGCCGAUGUUUAUUAUUAUCAUUAAAGAUGGGUGGGCAUGUUAGUCGUGGUCGAGAUAAUCAAUCACUCAUUGACGAACUGGUGCAAAACGGUCUCACAUUAAACCCAGAGACUGAGCGUGCUCUACGUCUAGUCGACAGAGGGGGUUACUUCAGCGAAAAAAGCCCACGAGCAUACAUGGAUAUGGCGUGGAGGUCUGGUUCUCUCCAUCUUUCAGCACCCAGCAUCUACAUUGUAGCUCUCAAAAACCUCGAUAUCCAACCAGGAAAUUGCUUUUUAAAUGUUGGUAGUGGAACAGGAUACCUUAGUACAGUCAUUGGCUUGUUACUAGGAUACAAUGGCGUUAAUCAUGGUAUUGAGGUGAAUGAUUUCAACGUUAAUUUUUCACGUGAACACUUGGUGACAUUUUUGUCUGAAUGUGAUGCACCUUUCGAACGAUCUUUUUGUCCUCCGGUAUUCCUACAUGGGAAUAUUUUAGAUUUAGUCGUUCCCUCAGUCCAACAGCCGAUUAUGGUUGAAAGACUGAAUAAUUUCCAACAACCUUCUGAAAUGAUUCAAAAUAAUCUAGAUACUCAUUUAGAUAACAGUGUUAUUAAUCCUGAAGAUAUAUGGACUUCAGAAGGAAACCAAAAUCAUUCAUCGGACGCUACAAUGGAAGUAGAGGGGAAUGAUCAUGGGGUAAGCGAAAAUACCUAUCAAAAUGGUGAUCUGGAUACUAAUAAUAAUGAUAAUAAUAAUAAUAAUAAUGACAACGAAAGCGAAUCUGAUCCUAUCAAGUGGGAAGAAGAGUUUAUUGUUGGAUCGCCACCUUGGAUACACCCAGAUAGUAGUCAUCCAUUAUGUGAUCAAACAGAUACAAACAUACCACGCUGGCCAGUAUAUGAUCGGAUAUAUGUGGGAGCUGCCGUUACUAGCCGUCUUCACUUACAAUCCAUACUACGAUUGCUCAAAGUCGGUGGUAUUCUAGUCGUUCCUUAUCGAGAUAAAUUUAUGAAGAUCAAACGGAUAGAGGAAAAUAAAAUAACUGCAUCAGAAUUGAUGUCAGUUAGCUUUGCAACUCUUCUUCCAUCGAGAAUAGGUUCAGAGAAACAAGUCGAAUCGCCUCCUAAAGCAAACGUGAUAUCAUUGGAACAACAAGCUGCUCGCAUAAUACGCAGCCUUCUUCGAAAUGUCAUCGAGUUUCGUCAUAAUGGUCCACCCAUACUUGGCCAUAUGGAAGAAGUAGAAGAAGAAGGGGAUGAUGAAGCAAAUACAAGCUGUGAUACAAAUGAAGAUUCUGAUACUUUGAUGAACAAUGCUGACAUAGAAGAACUUGAUGGAACAAGUAGGGAAAGUGGUGAAAGCGUGUUACAACCUAGAAUUCCAGGUUCACAAGACUGCUCAAUGGCUCGAUUUUUGCACUAUUUGAUAAAUCACGCUGAGAUAGGCCACGACAGAUCACAAGUUUCAAAUCAAAAUUCACCUACUGAAGAUACCAACUCAAACAGAACAAAUUCAAAUGAUGUGCAAAAUGAUACAACUGGAGAUGAAGCUUUAGAUGCAGAAACUGGAGGUUCUGACGGGACUGCAACAGAAAACCACAACAGUAAUCCACCUUAUCUACGAAUCGAUUUUUGCCGCUUUUUAAAUGGUGUUAGUAAUACUAUUAUUGGAACCUCUACUGGUUGUGAACAUAGUAACGAGGAUGAAGAUACCCAAAUCAAUGAAAUUCAAAAUACAAGUGCAUCUGUAGAUAACGAAUCAACAACUGAUGAACAUGUAAAGAACAAAUCUACACCUCACAAAAAACGAAAGAAAUAUUGUUGGGUUCCCCCAAGCUACACUUACAAAGAAGAAAUGGAACGUAUACUUUCUGAAGAAUUACGUUUUGGAAAGCCUUUAAUUCGAUCUGUGAUUACAUUGUGAAGUAGAUUACUUCAAACUUAUUUCAUCCUUUCAUUCAGAUAGAUCCUAUUCACAAAAAUUAGUUAUAAUUUUGUAAGGCAUGUUACCAAGUCUUUAUAAACUAUUUAUUUGUACUACGUAACUCCCUUGUUUUCUCCCAUAACUCAUCGACAAAUUUUUAAACUUUGUCAUGUUCUCUCAUCUUCUCAUGCAUGAAAAUAAUGUAGUUUAUGGAAAAUUUAUCUUUGAAUAGGAUGAUUAAGGAAAUUAAUUUCAUAUUACAAAUAUACUAUUCAA
Molecule: messenger RNA, 2284 nt
Organism: Schistosoma haematobium
Lineage: Eukaryota; Metazoa; Platyhelminthes; Trematoda; Strigeidida; Schistosomatidae
Gene: PCMTD1
Product: Protein-L-isoaspartate O-methyltransferase domain-containing protein 1, variant 2
Exons: 8
Coding region: 131-2008 (625 amino acids)
Biological process (GO): protein modification process
Cellular component (GO): cytoplasm
Molecular function (GO): protein-L-isoaspartate (D-aspartate) O-methyltransferase activity
Source: RefSeq, a predicted model, not a curated record